AAAUUUGUAUUCUGCAGGAUUUACAAAUGGACGACAUUUGUUUCUGAAUUAAAGUCGAGCUGAAUUCAUAUAAAAGCAACGUAAAUUAAAAGCUAGCAAAGAAAACCCUAAAAUGCCGGAGUACAUUAUCGCAGGAAUACCAGUGCAUUUCCCUUUUGAACCAUACGAUGUGCAGACGGCUUAUAUGGAAAAGGUAAUCAAUUGCCUGCGUGAUGGAACUAAUGGUGUAUUGGAGUCUCCAACCGGAACAGGUAAAACACUAAGUCUGCUAUGCGCAUCCCUAGCCUGGAUACUGUCCCGAAGAGCAGAUUUGCAAUCGAUGCUGCAAAGGAAUAAUGUGGGAGGUGGUGCAACGUCCCAGCAAGGCGUUCCUGACUUGAAUGCAAUACAAGCGAGAAACGCUAAUUGGGGCAUUCCAAAAAUUAUAUACUCCUCGCGUACACAUUCUCAAUUAACACAAGCCAUGCAAGAAUUGAAGCGUACUUCUUACUCAUUUAUGAGGGCAGUGGUGUUGGGCUCACGCGAUCAAUUGUGCAUUCAUCCAGAAGUUAUGCGCGAACAAGGGAACUCCAACAAAGUGCAACUUUGCAAAUUGCGUAUACAGACGCGUACAUGUUCAUUCUAUAAUCGUGUCGAAUCCAAGAAAGAUAGUCCAGAAUUAAAAGAAUCGCCAAUAAUGGAUAUAGAAGAUUUAGUCAAAGUGGGGCAGAAACUUAAAGUGUGUCCUUAUUAUGCAUCCAAAGAGUUGACCAGCGAGGCGGAUAUUACAUUUAUGCCGUAUAACUAUCUAUUGGAUCCGAAAGCACGCAAAGCUAAUAAAGUGGAAUUGGGCAAUACUAUUGUGAUUUUAGAUGAGGCUCACAAUAUCGAAAAAAUUUGCGAAGAGUCAGCAUCAGUGCAAAUACGUUCAUCAGACAUUGCAUUGGCUAUUGAUGAUGUGACGCAUGUGAUGAAGGCAAUGAUGAAUGAAAAUUCAUUGGAUUUUAUGAGCGGUGAUGAACCGAAAGAUUUCAAACUCGAGGAUCUAGCGUUACUGAAAGAAAUGCUCCUGGACCUUGAAAAGGGGUUUGAUAACAUUGUGGUUGAAAACAAAGCAGAAGGAACUACGUUCCCGCCUUCGUACAUGUUUGAGUUGUUAGCCGCAGCGAAAAUAACUCCAGCUAAAGCACCUGCAACUAUAAGUUUACUCGAACGACUAAUUCAAUACAUGACUGUUCAGUCACAAAAUAGUGCAUUCCGGAAAGGUGCUAGCUUCGAUACGUUUUCCAAUCUUCUAAGCGUUGUAUUUGUUAAAAAGGAUGAUAUUGUAGAAAAGGUUCACAGAAGUUUUAAAGUGCAUGUACAGAUUGAGGAAGUAAAACAACAGAACAAAGGUUCUAACAAAGAUGGCUGGCUCUCAAAGGCAUCAAGUAACAAUACGGUUUCGACCAAAUUACCAAAAAUUAUUAAUUACUGGUGCUUCAAUCCCGGCUUUGGCAUGGAACAACUUUUGAAUGCUCAAACACGCAGCAUAAUUUUAACAAGUGGCACUCUAGCGCCUUUGAAGCCAUUAAUAGCUGAGUUAGCCGUACCAAUUGCUCAAAGUCUCGAAAAUCCGCAUAUUGUUAAUCAAUCGCAAGUUUUUGUAAAAAUCAUUGGCACAGGACCCGAUCGAGAACAACUGAUAUCAAAUUUUGCUAAUCGUGACAAUCCCAAGUAUCUUAGCUCCCUGGGUCAAACAAUACUCAAUGUGUCACGCAUCGUGCCAGAUGGUUUACUCGUUUUCUUCCCUUCAUACCCUUUGCUCAACCAGUGCGUGAAUGCUUGGCAGGCAAGCGGGGUGUGGGCUGAAGUGUGUCGACAUAAACCGAUUUUUGUAGAACCACGUAGUAAAGAAAGUUUUACCACAACUAUGGAGGAAUUCUAUAAAAGCAUACAUGACGCUAAGGGCGCUUGUUUUAUGGCAGUAUGUCGCGGCAAAGUAUCUGAGGGUCUCGAUUUCGCCGAUCGCAAUGGUCGUGCGGUUAUUAUUACAGGUUUGCCAUUCCCGCCAAUGAAAGAUCCGAAAGUUAUCUUGAAGAAACGCUAUUUGGAAGAUAAUCGCACUAAAGAAAAUGAACUACUAACAGGUCAAGCAUGGUACAGCUUGGAAGCGACUCGCGCCGUUAAUCAGGCGAUCGGACGCGUCAUACGUCAUCGGCAUGAUUACGGCGCUAUCCUAUUGUGUGAUGUACGCUUUGCCCAACCUAAUCAGGUGUCACAAUUAUCGAAAUGGGUGCGCGGUCAUUUAGGUGCGACACCAAAAAGUGUGCCCUUCGGUUCGAUUGUGCGGGAAUUACGUGAAUUCUUCCGAAAUGCUGACAAAACACUGCCAAAACCGAAAGAGCGCAGCAUAGAAGCACUUGUAAGUGAAACAUGUGAGGAAGCUGGUAUCGUUCAUAGUCGCUACUUCUCGGAUCCGAAGCUGGUGCUUGAAGCGAAACAAAAAUUUGCUACAGCCCAUUCAAUGGCGAUAAAAGUUGAGAAAACCAAUACUAUUGAAAGCUGGACACCUGAUGACUACAAAACAGCCGCAGGACGCUCACAAAAUAGUCAGGUACCUAGCGCAAUGGACUUUAUGAGUCGGCUUGAUACUAAUGUUAAGGCUAUAGAUUUUAAUAGCGCCAGCAGCAGUGCUCAAGUUAGCAUUUACAAACGUGAGCGAAACUCGCCGAUUGCAAGCCCAAGUAGUAGCGGCCAAAGUUCUAGUGUAUUUCCUACCAAUAGUAAGAAGCGCUACAAAUUAAUUACGGAUACCUCUGUUCCAGAGUCACCCACAAGUAGUACACAGUUCUCUCUAAAUGAAUUUGGUUUCAAAUCGAAAACGAAAUUAUCGCAUGACCCUCCAGUAAUAGAGAAGGAAGCGCCGCAAGAGCGCCUGGAGUUUUUAAGAAUAUUACGGAGUUCCCUGCCACCAGAUGACUUUAGUGCUUUCACCGCAGGGCUGAUGGCAUAUAGUCGUCAGGAUGAAUUCGAAGAAUUUCUAAAAAUUUUGGUGCGAAUAAUGGGCAAACCCGAAUUGCAUUAUAUGUUACGUGGCAUGCGACGAUUUAUAAAAACUUCGCAUAAAUUGUUGUUUGAUGAAGGCACGGCACAUAUUUUGUCAUAGUUUUUUUAAGAUAGUAUUUAUAGUGAGUUAUUUCAAAAUGCAAGAGACAUUUUUUUUAUUUUCACAUCAAACACCUGUAUGUAUUUUUUAAAAUAAACAUUUUUUUAAUAUGGAUUUGCGUCAGUCACUAAA
This is a messenger RNA of Anastrepha obliqua, 3259 nucleotides long. It is a transcript of the gene Rtel1, whose product is annotated as regulator of telomere elongation helicase 1 homolog. Bases 113 to 3127 code for a protein of 1004 amino acids. Gene Ontology annotation, cellular component: nucleus. Gene Ontology annotation, biological process: telomeric loop disassembly; regulation of double-strand break repair via homologous recombination; negative regulation of DNA recombination. NCBI's taxonomy places the organism in Eukaryota, Metazoa, Arthropoda, Insecta, Diptera, Tephritidae. The transcript has 9 exons. The record is from RefSeq and is a predicted model, not a curated record. Gene Ontology annotation, molecular function: hydrolase activity, acting on acid anhydrides, in phosphorus-containing anhydrides; DNA helicase activity; DNA binding.